AUGGCACCCAAACGUGGGGCCACAGCGGCGGCCGCUCCUGGCCGGCCAUCCAAAAAGUCAAAUCCAUCAACCGGCAGCCAAAAUAACCGCAAUGACGCGCCAGCUCCGACAAUCCCUCGGAGCAAACGUUGGACUCCACUCAUCUCGUGCUCCGCGAAUGUGGACAUGGAGUACAAGAUAGCUACCCAAGACCCUGAGACAGCCUACCGGCAUGGAGCCUAUGGCGUCCUCGAGGUCCUGCAGAACCUCAUCCUUGACUUUGAGGAGGCCAAGGAUAACCUCAAGGAGCGGUGGGCUAUCUGCGAGGCUCUGGCUUUUUUUCUCAACACGAAUACCGCAAUGGGCGUGGUUAGGUAUGUCCUUCUGGUCACAUCAUUAGGGGAACAAUAUAAUGACACAGGGCUGAUGGGCUGGCAUGGGGUCGACGGGACUACCGUUACCGAAACCUACCUGAUCAUUGGUCGCCUCUUCUUGACCGCCUUGGCCCAGCUGGAGCGCGAGGAUCUACUGAAAGAGGACUCGGAAAUUGAAAACAUUGGCCUGAUCAUGGCACUAUUCAUGGCUUUUUCCCGCACUGCGAAACGAUGCAGUCAACUGCUCUACGAUGAGUACCGGCGGCAGUCGCUCGUACCUGCCAAGGACAAGCGGAAAUGGGAGCCGCGGGAUUUCCAUCAUCAAAUUGCUUCAUACGCAUCCAAGUACGGCAUCAGUUUGGUUGGGCCGCAUGACAUCGACGAUCUCGUUGCCAAAGCCAAGAGUGACGCGGACCUACCCCUACCGGCAUCAAACACGCCCAAGGCGGACGUUUUCGGUUUUGCUAAGAACUUGAAAAGGUACAAGGAGGAGCAGAAUGGCUUGACAGCUUGGAUGGCCCUCACGCACUGCUUCACACCGAUUGGCGGGGACUCCCUCGACAUCACUACCUGGAGCAGUGACAAGCGCAAGGAGAAACACUUUGAGGAGAAGGACCCGCUGACACAGGAGCAUCUUGAGGCUCUUGCGCAAGGGAAGGUUAUAUCUGUUGCCUCGGUGGGCUUAUGA
This is a messenger RNA of Chaetomium globosum CBS 148.51, 1041 nucleotides long. RefSeq lists its product as uncharacterized. The record is from RefSeq and is a predicted model, not a curated record. Lineage: Eukaryota; Fungi; Ascomycota; Sordariomycetes; Sordariales; Chaetomiaceae. The coding region runs from base 1 to 1041 and encodes 346 amino acids. The transcript has 2 exons.